Molecule: messenger RNA, 828 nt
Organism: Pelodiscus sinensis (Chinese soft-shelled turtle)
Lineage: Eukaryota; Metazoa; Chordata; Testudines; Trionychidae
Source: RefSeq, a predicted model, not a curated record
AUGAACCCAGCUCCCAGCGCCUCUACUGAAAGGUACGUGCAGAGGGACCGCCAGGACCAAGAGAAGGAGCGCCAAGAUCGAGAAAGGGACCGCCAGGACCGAGAGAAGGAGCGCCAAGAUCGAGAAAGGGACCGCCAGGACCGAGAGAAGGAGCGCCAAGAUCGAGAAAGGGACCGCCAGGACCGAGAGAAGGAGCGCCAAGAUCGAGAAAGGGACCGCCAGGACCGAGAGAAGGAGCGCCAAGAUCGAGAAAGGGACCGCCAGGACCGAGAGAAGGAGCGCCAAGAUCGAGAAAGGGACCGCCAGGACCGAGAGAAGGAGCGCCAAGAUCGAGAAAGGGACCGCCAGGACCGAGAGAAGGAGCGCCAAGAUCGAGAAAGGGACCGCCAGGACCGAGAGAAGGAGCGCCAAGAUCGAGAAAGGGACCGCCAGGACCGAGAGAAGGAGCGCCAAGAUCGAGAAAGGGACCGCCAGGACCGAGAGAAGGAGCGCCAAGAUCGAGAAAGGGACCGCCAGGACCGAGAGAAGGAGCGCCAAGAUCGAGAAAGGGACCGCCAGGACCGAGAGAAGGAGCGCCAAGAUCGAGAAAGGGACCGCCAGGACCGAGAGAAGGAGCGCCAAGAUCGAGAAAGGGACCGCCAGGACCGAGAGAAGGAGCGCCAAGAUCGAGAAGAGCGGAGAACCAGCGGGGCACCGGCUGCGCCAAGUGCGGAUGGGCCCCAGGGUCCCGGGGGUGCCAGAUGCUUGGAGAGGCUCAUGGUGGCCCAAUUGAAGGACGUGGGCGACAGACGGGAGCGGAAAUUACACAAUCCAGAGAGAUUUUCUUAA